CGACAACCUUGUAUUUGUUCUUCCAUAAUUCAGUAUGAUUAAUGUGCAAGUAUAAGACCUAAGUUCGCCAUUCACGUUCUACGCGUGUUGUUCUAGUUUAAUACUCGUGUUGUAGUUACACUAUAAACCCCCAUUAGUGUGACGUAUUGAUAAAAUUGCAGCUUUAUUUGGGCAUCUUUUUCGUCGAAAACACAUCCUAAAAAUGGACGAAGCGGAAGCAAGUCUUGGAACUCAACAAAUCCCCGAAGCAUCGGAGUCCCUCUUCAGCACCGUAGACAUAAUUUUAUUAACGUUGCUAUUGGGAGGAAUAGCUUGGUGGUACCUCAACAAACAGAAGAAAAAGGAUGUGACGCCUCAGCGCUCCUAUUCCAUCCAACCCACGUCAAUGAGCCUCCAAACCAGCUCAGACAACUCCUUUAUCAAAAAACUGAAAGCGUCUGGCAGAAGUCUGGUGGUGUUCUAUGGCAGCCAAACCGGAACCGCGGAAGAAUUCGCCGGAAGAUUGGCGAAAGAAGGUGUGAGGUACCACUUGAAAGGUAUGGUGGCGGACCCCGAGGAGUGCGAUAUGGAAGAACUGGUGAAUUUGAAGUCCAUUCCGAAUUCUUUGGCCGUUUUCUGUUUGGCUACUUACGGCGAAGGGGAUCCGACUGAUAACGCGAUGGAGUUUUAUGAGUGGCUACAAAAUGGUGAUGCGGAUUUAUCAGGCUUGAAUUAUGCUGUAUUCGGGCUAGGGAACAAAACGUAUGAGCACUACAAUCAAGUCGCAAUUUAUGUAGACAAACGUUUGGAGGAAUUGGGGGCCACGAGGGUGUUCGAUAUGGGGCUAGGGGACGAUGACGCCAAUAUUGAAGAUGACUUCAUCACCUGGAAGGACAAAUUCUGGCCAGCCGUGUGCGAGCACUACGGCAUCGAAUCCACCGGCGAAGACGUCACCAUGCGCCAAUAUCGCCUCCAAGAAUUCAAAGACGAGACCCCCGACAAACUCUACACCGGCGAAAUGGCCCGACUACACUCCCUCAAAAACCAGCGGCCGCCCUUCGACGCCAAAAACCCCUUCUUGUCCAAGAUCCGCAUCAACCGCGAACUCCACAAGGGCACCGAGAGGUCGUGUAUGCACAUCGAAUUCGACAUCGAAGGCUCGAAAAUGCGCUACGACUCCGGCGACCACUUGGCCGUCUACCCCAUCAACGACAAGGAGUUGGUAGACAAGAUCGGGAAGUUCACCGACUCCGAUCUCGACACGAUCUUCACUCUCAUCAACACUGACGAAGAAUCGAGUAAGAAACAUCCGUUCCCGUGUCCGACGACCUACAGGACUGCCCUCACGCACUACUUGGAUAUCACGAUGAAUCCCAGGACGCACGUGCUGAAGGAGUUGUCGGAGUACUGUGGAGAUGCUGCGGAAAAAGAGAAGAUGAAGCUCAUGGCAAGUACUUCUCCAGAGGGUAAAGCGCUAUACCAGCAGUGGAUCAUUGCGGAUAAUCGCAACAUUGUCCACGUCCUGGAGGACAUGCCGUCGUGUAAACCUCCACUGGACCACCUUUGUGAACUCCUACCCAGGCUGCAACCUCGCUACUAUUCCAUUUCUUCUUCGCCGAAACUUUACCCUAACACUGUGCACAUAACCGCCGUCGUGGUGGAGUACACCACCCCCACUGGACGCCACAACAAGGGGGUGGCCACCACUUGGUUAGCCGCCAAAAAACCCACACCCGACGAAGAACCCCCAACUGCGCCUAUUUUUAUUCGCAAGUCGCAAUUCAGGUUACCUACGAAAUCACAAACUCCUAUUAUUAUGGUGGGACCUGGUACAGGCUUGGCUCCUUUCCGUGGGUUCAUACAAGAGCGAAGCCACGGCAAAGAAGAAGGCAAAGUCGUCGGGGAAACAGUUCUUUAUUUCGGCUGUCGCAAGAGAUGCGAAGAUUUUAUCUACGAGGAAGAGCUCGUGGAAUAUGAAAAGAACGGUCUGUUGACGCUGCAUUUGGCGUUUUCGAGGGACCAAGCGCACAAGGUUUAUGUCCAGCAUCUCCUGGAGAAGAAUGCGGAGGAGUUGUGGAGAAUUAUUGGAGAGAAUAAUGGGCAUUUAUAUAUUUGCGGUGACGCAAAAUCCAUGGCGCCGGAUGUGCGCAACGUCGUUAUGAAAAUCAUCCAAGACAAGGGACAAAUGAACGAACAGCAAGCGUCUGCCUAUUUAAAGAAGAUGGAGACGCAGAAACGCUACUCAGCUGAUGUAUGGAGUUAAUAGACAAGUGCUUUAGGUGUAAUUACUUUAACAUUAAUUUAACGAAUUACUCUGGUGCCUACACAUGUGCAUUUUUGUUUUGACAUUCCCGCGUUCUAGAAAGGAUGGGUGCAAUUUAUUGUUAUUUACUGCAAAUCAAAAUAUAUUUAUAAUAAAAUGGUAUAAUUUUUGAAAA
This is a messenger RNA of Zophobas morio, 2417 nucleotides long. RefSeq names its product NADPH--cytochrome P450 reductase (gene Cpr). The record is from RefSeq and is a predicted model, not a curated record. The transcript has 6 exons. Lineage: Eukaryota; Metazoa; Arthropoda; Insecta; Coleoptera; Tenebrionidae. Bases 203 to 2242 code for a protein of 679 amino acids. Gene Ontology annotation, biological process: response to hormone. Gene Ontology annotation, molecular function: FMN binding; flavin adenine dinucleotide binding; NADPH-hemoprotein reductase activity. Gene Ontology annotation, cellular component: cytosol.